AUGGCUGCCGAAAACAAGCCGGAAGGACUGAAGAAAGUUCGUAAUCCGGAUCGAAUGUACAGAUCAGCAGUGUGUUAUGCUGGCCAUGGUCCACCUAAGAGUAUCAGUGAUGACACAGAGAUGAACAAUGAACAUGGACAUUUGAAAAUAUACCUGCCCAAAAAGCUGCUUGAAUGUCUACCGAAAUGCUCCUCGCUGCCAAAGGAGAGACACCGGUGGAACACUAAUGAGGAGAUCGCGGCUUACCUGAUAACGUUCGAAAAGCAUGAAGAAUGGCUAACGACGUCCCCUAAAACAAGGCCGCAGAAUGGGUCGAUGAUAUUGUACAACAGGAAGAAGGUGAAGUACAGAAAGGACGGCUACUGCUGGAAGAAGAGGAAAGAUGGGAAGACCACGCGGGAGGAUCACAUGAAGCUGAAAGUGCAAGGAGUGGAGAACCCUGACAUCGUGCUCGUCCACUACUUGAACGUCCCGGCCAUCGAGGACUGCGGGAAGCCAUGCGGUCCAAUCCUGUGCUCCAUCAACACAGACAAGAAGGAGUGGGCCAAGUGGACGAAGGAGGAGCUGAUUGGUCAGCUGAAGCCCAUGUUUCAUGGCAUCAAGUGGACUUGCAGCAACGGGAACAGCAGCUCCGGCUUCUCUGUGGAGCAGCUGGUGCAACAGAUUCUGGACAGCCACCAAACCAAGCCACCUCCCCGGACUCACAACUGCCUCUGCACGGGCACCCUGGGUGCAGGGAGCAGCGUGCACCACAAAUGCAACAGCGCCAAGCACCGCAUCAUCUCUCCCAAGGUGGACCCGCGCUCAGGCGGCUACAGCAGCGCCCACUCCGAAGUCCAGAACAAUGAUGUGUCGGAGGGGAAGACCGAGCACAGCACCCACGGGGGAAACCCCAGGGAGAAGCGCAAUGGCAAGGUCCACAAGCCAGUCCUCCUCCACCAAAACAGUACGGAGGUGUCAUCCACCAACCAGGUGGAGGUACCAGACACCACCCAAAACUCACCCGUCUCCAUCAGCAGUGGGCUCAACAGUGACCCAGACAUGGCCGACAGUCCCGUGGUGACGGGGAUGGGCCACGUGGCGUCCGUCAUGUCCAGCCUGUCUCAGAGUGUUUUCAUGUCCGAGGUCACCGGGGACCCUGUCUACAGCAUGUCCCCCACCGGGGGUCCCAACACACACCUGAUGGGUACAGAUGCCACCUCACAGGGCCUGGUGCUGUCCGUGACUGCAGACAGCCACAAAUUUGCCUUCCCCACUGGAGGAGUCGGGGAGGCCGGGACCACUAGCGGAGGAGACAGUUUAUCCAUGCUUUCUGCCGCCGGGGUGUCAGAGGAGCUGGUGCUGUCCAGCAGCCUGGACUCUGGAGCCAUCAAGAUUCCAGAGACCAACAUGAACUUUGACCCCGACUGCUUCCUGAACAACCCCAAGCAGGGCCAGACCUACGGAGGCAGUGCACUGAAGACAGAGGGCAACUCUUCCUCAGCCUCUUCCUCUACUUGUGGUGGCGCCAGCACUAAUGGGAGCCUGCAGCCCUCCCCGUCCAUGUCGGACAACGGCUACAGCUUCAAUUCAGCCCUGGUGAAGAACAUCAAGACGGAGGAUACAUCCUUUGAGCAGCAGCUGGCCAAGGAGAGCGGCUAUCAAGUGGGGGCCGUAGUCAACUGUGGCACAGGGGUGUCUGUGUCAUCUGGGGCUGGUACCGCCCAGGGCAACCUUACCCUUACUGCUGCGGGCUCUCUGCUUCCCUCUGGUGGAGGCCUGAGCCCCAGCACCACCCUUGAGCAAAUGGAUUUCAGUGCCAUUGACUCCAAACAGGACUACACCUCUGGCGCUGCCACAGUGGGCUACGGUCAGGCCAUUUCCAGCCCUCACAUGUCGCAUCAGAACCGCUCCCCAAGCUUCUUCCUCCAGGAUACCUCUCAGACCAGCCAAACUCAGCAGGGGAGGGCCAGCAUGAGCCAGAAGACUCACAUGAUGGAGCACAACUCCCAUGACUCUGGGGCCUACAUGGGCAUGCAGGUGGUAAAGACGGACUCCACUGGCAGCAAUGGCCACCUCCAUCACCACCACCAGGCCCACCAGAGCCAGCAUAGGGCCAACUGUAAUGGAGGCUCACCUACGGAGGGGCCUGGCCAGGCCGGCUCCCUCCAGAUGUUACAGUACCAGGGGGGCUUCCCUGGACUGGGCACUGAACAUGAGGAGGUGGUGGGUCUGGAGCAACCAGGUAAUGUGGGGUCAGCUCAGGCUGGAGCCGCUGAAAACGGGACAGACACCCUCCUCAAAGCUGGCGAUCAUAUGCAGGCCUGUGGAGGGGCAAAUUCAGAAGGAGGAGGGACAGAGCACUUCCUGCAGCCUGCCUCAGAUGGUGGGGGAGCCGGGGCAGGAGGUGCAGGGGAUGGACCUCUUCUACAGGGCACUGGCAUGGUCCAGGGGCUCUACAACACUGUAGGAAGCCACCAGGGCCUGGGUGGUGGGACCAGUAAUGGAGGAGCAGGAAGCGCAGGCAUGGAGAUCAGCCUGGAUCACUUUGACAUCUCCUUUGGGAACCAGUUCUCUGACCUCAUCAACGAUUUUAUCUCAGUGGACGGCAGUGGGACUGCUAUGUCGGCUGGCGGGGCCCUGUACGCCCAUCAGCUGGUGACAUCCCACAGCUCAGACAGUCAGACCACCGCCAGUGGGGCCACCCAGCAGGGACCGGAAGAUGGAGGUGCCAGGGGUUCAGGCUACAGCCCCUCAGAUCUUUGUCUCCAGCCUUGCUGCAGCCCUCAGUCUCUGAGCGGAGGGGCUGGGACUGGAGGGACCAGCGGAGACGCAGGCUCGCUGUCCUACAUGCAUGUAGCGGAGGUAGUGUCUGCAGCCGUGGCCCAGGGAGCUCUCGGGAUGCUCCAGGCUACUGGCAGGCUCUUCAUGGUCACUGACUACUCCCCUGAAUGGUCAUACCCCGAGGGCGGGGUGAAGGUGCUCAUCACUGGGCCGUGGCAGGAGGCCAGCUCCAACUACAGCUGCCUGUUUGACCAGAUCUCAGUCCCCGCCUCUCUCAUCCAGCCCGGGGUGCUGCGCUGCUAUUGCCCAGCUCAUGACACCGGUCUGGUGACGCUGCAGGUGGCCGUCAGCAACCAGAUCAUCAGCAACUCUGUGGUGUUUGAGUACAAGGCCCGCGCUCUCCCUUCACUGCCCUCAUCCCAGCACGACUGGCUCUCACUGGACGAUAACCAGUUCAGAAUGUCCAUCCUGGAGCGCCUGGAGCAGAUGGAGAGGAGGAUGGCAGAGAUGGCCAGUCACCAGCAGCAGAGCAGCGGAGGGAGUGCUGGGGCCGGGGGAGGAGCAGGAGGAGCAGGGAGUGGAGCAGGAGGUGGUGGUGGAGGAGGAGGGGGAGGAAACAACAGUCAGUCGCAGUGUGUAUCCGCUCAGAGCCAAGCCAGCAGCUCUUUUGAGAGCCGUGUGGUGGUGGUCUGCGAGAAGAUGAUGAGCCGAGCCUGCUGGGCCAAAUCCAAACAUUUGAUCCACUCCAAGACUUUUCGAGGCAUGACGCUCCUCCACCUGGCUGCAGGCCAGGGCUACGCCACUCUAAUUCAGACCCUCAUUAAAUGGCGCACCAAGCAUGCUGACAGCAUUGACCUGGAGUUGGAGGUGGACCCUCUCAAUGUGGACCACUUUUCCUGCACGCCUCUGAUGUGGGCGUGUGCUCUGGGUCAUCUGGAGGCUGCAGUGGUCCUUUAUAAAUGGGACCGGCGGGCUCUGGCCAUCCCGGACUCUCUGGGGCGUUUGCCCCUCUCUAUCGCCCGCUCCCGUGGGCACACCAAGCUGGCUGAGUGUCUGGAGCAGCUACAGAGGGAGGAACAGCAGCAGCCUCCAACCUCCCUCCCACCUACAACCCGCAUGUCCUUCUCCCCGGCCCCCGAUGCCCCCACCGCCGACAGCUGGAUGGUCAACUGGGCCAACGACAGCAUGGUUGCACCCGGCGGGAAGAAAGGAUGCGCUGCUACCACCACAACCACCUCCAGCACCACCACCCUCAACCCAGGCAGUAGUCUGGGGAAGGAGAAGCUGGCCAGCCGGCUACGUCAGCGGGAGCAGCUGGGCAUGUUGGUGAUGUCAGACAGAGAAAUGGUAGACACGGAGCUGCUUUCCUAUCGGGAAGAUCUGGAGAACCAGGACUGUCUCACGCAGAUGGACGACCUCCAGGUGAACAUGAUGACUCUGGCAGAGCACAUCAUCGAGGCGACCCCGGAGAGGAUCAAAAGGGAGAACUUCACCGCCACGGAGUCGGUGCCCUUGGACACUUCCGGGGUUAGCAACACAAUGAGCUGGCUAGCCAACUACCUGGGGGACGUGGAGCAGCUGCCCAGCAUCAUACACCUACGAUCUCUGUACAGCGAGCCCCUGACCCCAUCGUCCAACCCCAGCCUCAGUCCAGGGGGGUCUCCGUUAAGAGAGGGACCCCUGGAAAGGUCCACCCUGCCCUCCCCCGCCGACUGGAGCGAGUUCAUCAAUGCCUCCAACAGCAAGGUUGAACGGGACCUGGCCCAGCUGACUCUGUCUGACCCGGAGCAGAGAGAGCUGUACGAGGCGGCCCGUCUGGUCCAAACUGCCUUCCGCAAGUACAAGGGGCGCCCGCUGCGAGAGCAACAGGAAGUAGCUGCUGCUGUUAUUCAACGUUGUUACAAGAAGUACAAACAGUAUGCACUUUAUAAGAAGAUGACGCAGGCCGCCAUCCUUAUCCAGAGUAAGUUCCGCAGCUACCAUGAACAGAAGAAGUUCCAGCAGAGCCGUCGGGCCGCCGUGCUCAUCCAGCAGUAUUACCGCAGCUACAAGGAGUUCGGCCGGCUGAAGCCCCAUCGCCGCGGGGCCUCUGCCGCUCUGGUGCAACACAAACUGAGAGGUAGUCUGCUCACCAAGAGGCAGGAUCAGGCUGCCAGGAAGAUCAUGAGAUUCCUGCGUCGCUGCCGCCACAGAGUGAAAGAAUUGAAAAGGGCCAGGGAACAUGAGACCCCUCAGAAGAGCCCCCUCGCAAUGUGA
Molecule: messenger RNA, 5019 nt
Organism: Lampris incognitus (smalleye Pacific opah)
Lineage: Eukaryota; Metazoa; Chordata; Actinopteri; Lampriformes; Lampridae
Gene: camta1a
Product: calmodulin binding transcription activator 1a
Exons: 23
Coding region: 1-5019 (1672 amino acids)
Biological process (GO): regulation of transcription by RNA polymerase II
Cellular component (GO): nucleus
Molecular function (GO): transcription coregulator activity; double-stranded DNA binding; protein binding
Source: RefSeq, a predicted model, not a curated record